AGCCGCCCCACCCUAGCCAGCUGACGCGCCCGGCGCUCCCCCAGUAUCCCACAAUCCUCUGCUGUGGAAACGGGCGAGUGGCCGAUGACGUGUCGAGCGAUGGGAGCCCGCAGAGCCGCGCUGCGAUGGACUCUGCUUUAGCUUAGCGGUCGCAUCGGCUCCCUUCCACACAUGCCGCUUGGCAGCCCGCGCGCUACCGCUGUCUCGCCGAUUUAGCGCAGCCAUGGUCCCGUCGCGCGGCCUCCGCGCGCUCUGCAGCGUUCUGCUCGUGGGCGUGAGCGCGCGGCUCGCGCUCGGCUUCUACCUCCCGGGUUUGGCUCCCGUCAGCUUCUGUGAGGAGAAGGAGAGGCAGCGCGGAGCGGCCGACUGCAGGUCCGAAAUUGAGCUGUUUGUGAACAGGCUGGAUUCCGUGGAGUCGGUUCUGCCGUACGAGUACAGAGCGUUUGACUUCUGUACUGUUGAAUCUGAAAACCGACCGUCGGAAAACCUGGGCCAAGUUUUAUUUGGUGAAAGAAUUGAGCCGUCUCCGUAUAAGUUUACAUUUAAUGUGAAGAAACAAUGCGUGCCGGUUUGCACGAAGACGUACAACACUAACAAUCAGGAAGACAAAGCCAAGCUGGAUUUCUUGAAGAAGGGCAUGCUUCUGAACUACCAGCAUCACUGGAUUGUGGAUAACAUGCCGGUGACAUGGUGCUACAAUGUCGAAGACAAGCAGAAGUUCUGCAAUCCUGGUUUCCCCAUUGGGUGCUAUGUGACUGGCAGUGGACAGCCCAAAGACGCCUGUGUUGUCGAUCAUAUCUUCAGCACCCAAGAUACGUUCUACAUUUUCAACCAUGUCAAUAUCACCAUUUAUUACCACAAGGUUGAGAAUGAUGGCGCAGAGGCACGGUUGGUGGCAGCAAAAAUGGAGCCUAAAAGCUUCAAAAAUGUAGAUUGCUCAGGUCCACCCAUGGAUUUGAGCAACAAAUUCACUGGAGAACUGAAAAUUCCUUAUACCUACACUGUGGACUUCGUGGAAAAUAAAGAAAUUCGAUGGGCCUCGCGCUGGGAUUAUAUCCUGGAGUCCAUGCCUCACACCAACAUCCAGUGGUUCAGCAUCAUGAAUUCCCUGGUGAUCGUCCUCUUCCUGUCUGGGAUGGUGGCCAUGAUCAUGCUACGCACGCUCCAUAAAGACAUUGCACGCUACAACCAGAUGGACUCAGUGGAGGACGCCCAGGAGGAGUUUGGGUGGAAGCUGGUCCACGGAGACAUCUUUAGACCGCCGAGGAAGGGAAUGCUGCUGUCGGUUUUUCUCGGCUCAGGCACACAAAUCUUCAUCAUGACCUUCAUAACGCUAUUCUUGGCCUGCCUGGGCUUCCUGUCCCCAGCCAACCGCGGGGCCCUCAUGACGUGCGCCGUGGUGCUGUGGGUGCUGCUGGGGGCGCCGGCCGGCUACGUGGCCGCCAGGCUCUACAAGUCCUUCGGUGGCGAAAAAUGGAAAACAAACGUACUGCUGACAGCUUUCUUAUGCCCCGGGAUUGUGUUUACGGACUUCUUCGUGAUGAACCUGAUCCUGUGGGGUGAGGGCUCCUCUGCUGCCAUGCCCUUUGGUACCCUGGUGGCCAUCCUAGCCCUCUGGUUCUGUGUGUCUGUGCCCCUCACUUUUGUUGGAGCCUACUUUGGUUUCAAAAAGAGAGGGAUUGAGCAUCCAGUCCGCACAAACCAGAUCCCUCGCCAGAUUCCCGAGCAGUCCUUCUACACCAGGCCCCUUCCAGGUAUCAUCAUGGGAGGAAUCCUGCCCUUUGGGUGUAUCUUCAUCCAGCUCUUCUUCAUCCUCAACAGUAUCUGGUCACACCAGAUGUACUAUAUGUUUGGCUUCCUCUUCUUGGUCUUUAUCAUCCUGGUGAUCACGUGCUCAGAAGCCACCAUCCUGCUCUGCUACUUCCACCUGUGCGCCGAAGACUACCACUGGCAGUGGCGCUCCUUUCUGACCAGUGGCUUCACAGCCGCCUACUUCCUGGUGUACGCCAUCCACUACUUCUUCUCCAAACUCCAGAUCACCGGACUUGCCAGCACUAUCCUCUACUUCGGCUACACCAUGAUCAUGGCCCUGAUCUUUUUCCUCUUCACAGGAACAAUUGGAUUCUUUGCCUGUUUUUGGUUUGUUACCAAGAUCUACAGUGUGGUGAAAGUGGACUAAGAGCGCUGGUGUGCAGGUAGUACAAUGUACACGGACUGUUUCCUCCAUCUGCUGUCAUCGUUGAGAUGCAGUAACCCUGAAAAACUGAGUUUUUAAGUGUCUCCAAAUAUAUCUGUUUGCACCUCUCAGAAAUGAUCAAGGUGAAGUGAAUAGUGUACGCAUUACUGGGUCACUGAGCACUACGACUUCUGAAGAACUGGUUGCUUGUAAUUCGCCGAAGUAUUAUUACCCAGAAACGCAAGUCUAGAUAGUAACAUUUAUUAUAUAAGUUGUGUGGUGAUGUUAUUGUAAAUAACUUUUCUAAUUAUGGGAAUGGUGGAGAGCAGUGGAAGUGCAGUGUUAAAAACAGUUCAUUUUUGGGGUACAAGGACUUGUAAUGUCUUUAUAUUCUUGUAUUUAGUACAGUGACUGCCAUUGCAUUAACCAGCCUGGCCUCUUACGUUACUUGUGUUUUUAACCAUAUUUUUGUGCCUCAUGAUUGCAUGGGUUAUUAAGUUUGCAGUAAAGAAUGGUGUACAGAUUUACAAAAAAAAAAAUCUGUGCUCGACCAUUGAUCUAUGUAUAGCCGUGCAAGAAGAAUGCUAAAGAAUAGAGGCACACUGGCUCCCAAAAAAAUCCCCAAACACCCUAGACGUUUGGUGUAAAUGUCACAGUUUCAUAACACACGCUGACAUUUGUGUGAUGGGAUUAACCUGUGAGUCGACGCAGCUGCUGAUGAUGUGUGGCGUUUGUCUGAUCGUGGAGCCUUGAGCAUCCUACCCGAACACUGCUAAGGGCCCUUUGCUGAACCGGUCCUUCGCAUCCUCCACAAACACUCAAGUUUCGUCUUGUUUUGUUUUUUUUGUUUUUUUUUUUUUUUUUUCUUUUCUUCUUUCCCUAUUUUAUAAAUGUGCUUCAGACAGUGUAACAUAUUUCACUUUGGUUUGGACCUCAGUGUGUGAUGAGAGGACAGGCCAUUAGUAACAAUGUGCAUUUCAUCUAAACAGUGUUUUGGUGACUCAUAAAUUUGAACAUUUACACUAUAUAAUUGCAAUCUCCAAUUAUAUUGUUUAAUAUUAAUGCUUGUUAGAAAUUGUUGCCAUUUUUAAAAUUUGUCAGUGUUUUAUGUUGUUUUAAAUCUGACUCCAGCAUUAAUGAAGC
Molecule: messenger RNA, 3319 nt
Organism: Scleropages formosus (Asian bonytongue)
Lineage: Eukaryota; Metazoa; Chordata; Actinopteri; Osteoglossiformes; Osteoglossidae
Product: transmembrane 9 superfamily member 2-like
Exons: 17
Coding region: 224-2179 (651 amino acids)
Biological process (GO): protein localization to membrane
Cellular component (GO): membrane
Source: RefSeq, a predicted model, not a curated record